AUGUCGAUACAAGUGUGCAAGGAUCCACCCUACAAAGUUGAAGAGUCUGGGUAUGCUGGUUUCAUUUUACCAAUCGAGGUUUACUUCAAAAACAAGGAAGAACCUAAGAAAGUUCGAUUUGACUAUGACUUAUUCCUGCACCUUGAAGGCCACCCACCUGUAAAUCACCUCCGCUGUGAAAAGCUCACAUUCAACAACCCGACAGAGGAAUUCAGAAGAAAGCUGCUAAAGGCAGGAGGGAUCAUGGUAAUGUCAGAUGGCACAUCGUUCUCUUCAGGACAGAGCCUUCAUCUCCCAAACCUUCCCACUAACUCCCUGUCUUUUUCUGAAGUGAAGAAGAAAUCAUCUCAUGGGCCAAAGGACCCAACUAGGAUUCUGAAUACAAAUAGCAGCAGCAGCAGUAGUAACAGUUUUUCAAAGACCCACAAGUUAACAAAGGAGCACAAGGAAAAAACUUCUAAAGACUCAAAAGAACAUAAAAGUGCCUUCAAAGAACCUUCCAGGGAACACAACAAAUCUUCCAAAGAAUCCUCUAAGAAACCCAAAGAAAACAAACCAAUAAAAGAUGAAAAAAUAGUUCCGAAGAUGGCCUUCAAGGAACCCAAGCCCAUGUCCAAGGAGCCAAAAUCUGAAAACAUCCCCAUCCCUACCAUAACAGGUGGGCAGCAGCAAGAAAAGAAGACCCCCACAAAAAGGCCCUCUGUUCUGGACUCUGAUGAACCUUCUGCAAAAAAAAGAAAAAAAAGUGGCUCAGAUUCAUUAUUUAAAAGUUUUUCUAGCACCCCACCACUGAUUCUUACUUGUUCAGUGGACAAAAAACAGACAAAGGAUCGAUCUCAGCUCAAGGUGGGGAGAGUCAAAAUUGAAAAUGAUACACUGGAAAAGAAGACGCCUACUCUGCCACCAUUUGAUGAUAUUGUAGAUCCCAAUGAUUCCGAUGUGGAGGAAAAUGUGUCUUCCAAAUCUGAAUCUGAACAGCCCAGUCCUGCCAGUUCCAGCUCCAGUUCCAGUUCCAGUUUUACACCAUCUCAAAACAGCAGACAACAAGGUCCGUUGAGGUCUAUAAUGAAAGAUCUGCAUUCAGAUGAUAAUGAAGAUGAAUCAGAGGAAGCAGAUGAGAAUGACAAUGAUUCUGAGUUGGAACGACCUGCAAAUACACGAGGAGGAAGCAGGAGUCGCAGGGUUAGUCUGAGUGAUGGCAGUGACAGUGACAGCAGUUCAGCUUCCUCACCACUACAUCAUGAACCAGGACCACCUCUAAUGAAAACCAGCAACAACCAGAUUUUAGAAGUGAAAAGUCCAAUAAAGCAAAACAAAUCUGAUAAACAAAUAAAGAAUGGGGAUUGUGAUAAGGCAUAUCUCGAUGAACUAGUAGAGCUCCACAGAAGAUUAAUGACAUUGAGAGAGAGACAUGUACUGCAGCAGAUAGUAAAUCUUAUAGAAGAAACUGGACACUUUCAUAUCACAAAUACAACCUUUGACUUUGAUCUGUGCUCACUGGACAAAACCACAGUCCGUAAACUACAGAGUUAUCUGGAAACAUCUGGAACCUCCUGAGGAUUCAGCAUCCGGAUGCAUCAAAAACUGUUUAAAUGAAACAUUCAGAAUGAUGCAACCAAAACGGAGGGCAAAAACAAAACAGCUCUCUUCAGCUUUAUUUUUCCUUAAAGCCACUCAUCCUCUCUUGAUAAGGGAGAGGAAAAGUGACAAGACUCAGAGGACCACUCUUCUCAAGAAGAAAAUGCUCUGGAAGAGUUUGCCUGGAUAGCCUUGAAAAACAAACACACAAAAACAAACAAAAAUACUUGGUCUUAAUGAAUGUGUAUGGUAUCAUGUAUCUCUCUCUGUGGUGUUCCAGUCCACAAGAUGAAUGCAUGUUCAACACACUGCCUUAUUAUGUAACUGAUCUAUUUAUUAUUGCAUACAUGUAUUCUAAAGUCAGUGAGUCAUUGAAUGACACUACCAGAUGUUGCAAGUAAGGGGAUCCCAUGUGUGCUCUUUUGAUGCAGUACUAUCACAAGCCUAGUAACCUUAUUCAUGUUAAAAUGCCACUUCUUGCUAUCUUUCUCUAGUCACUUAAAACACUACAGUCUUGUUUCCACUUCUGCAGUUCCAGGAAACAAGAUACAAAGCUGGGGACCAAACAGUGGUCCUAUUUUUUGUUUCCCAUCUGCUGCAGUGGGUUGGACCACAGCAGGAUGGACCGCAGGUCUUUGGC
This is a messenger RNA of Nipponia nippon (crested ibis), 2218 nucleotides long. NCBI's taxonomy places the organism in Eukaryota, Metazoa, Chordata, Aves, Pelecaniformes, Threskiornithidae. The record is from RefSeq and is a predicted model, not a curated record.